AUGUCUGUGUCAGGACGACCCAACACGGUCCGGCUGGUGUUCCUCGGGGCUGCUGGGGUCGGUAAAAGUUCACUUAUACGACGUUUCCUCCACGACCGCUUCGAGCACAAGUACACGCGCACUGUGGAAGAGCUUCACGUGCUUGAGUAUGACACGGCAGGGUCUGGGAAGACGCGUCUGGAGAUCCUGGACACGAGUGGGAGCUACUCUUUCCCGGCCAUGCGAGAGCUCUGCAUCCGACACAGCGACGCCUUCGCCCUGGUUUACGCCGUGGACGACCCCGGGUCCCUCGAGGAGGUGAGACGGCUCCGUGACGAGAUUCUGGAGCUGCGGGGACGCAAGGGCGCGCCCAUCACCGUGGUGGGCUGCAAGGCGGAUCUGACAGAGAUGGAGGGUCGCGUGCUGCCGGCGGCGGAUGUCAUGGCCACGGUGGAGGGUGAGUGGGAUGCGGACUUCGUGGAGGCGUCCGCGCGCACAGGUGGAAACACGGUGGGGGUGUUCCGCGCGCUGCUCCAACAGGUGAAGAUGCCGCACCGGCUGAGCCCCGCGGUGUGGAGGCGCAGAGACACGGAGCCCGGCGCGGCGGUGAAGAGGAGACCCCCGCUGAAGAAGAACCACAGCUGUAUCCUGUCAUAG
Messenger RNA from Xyrichtys novacula (pearly razorfish), 636 nucleotides. NCBI's taxonomy places the organism in Eukaryota, Metazoa, Chordata, Actinopteri, Labriformes, Labridae. The record is from the annotation of a GenBank genome assembly.